CUACACAGCCUAGACGACAUGAUGAAGGCAACCGAGAAGCGCCUCUACCUCACUCGGCACGCGCAGGCGGAGCACAAUGUAGCGAGCGACUACAGCAUCCCCGAUGCGCCAUUGACACAGCUCGGCCGCCAACAGUCCGAGGAGCUGUACAAGGCGACGAAGGAUAACAUUCAAAAAACCGCGGAGCUACUAGUGUCAAGCGCGUUGCGGCGGCCACUAUCUACGAUGGUUAUCGGCUACAAGGAUCUGCGGAAGAGGCUUGAAGCAGAGGGAAAGAAAGUCAUCGUGCUGCCACAGCUUCAAGAGUGCAACGACCUUCCUUGUGACACGGGCUCGUCUCGCGAAGUCCUUGAGGCCGAUCCCGAGUACGCUGGGCUUGACUUCAACGAACUGUCGCCCGAGUGGACGUCUAAGCAGGGCUUCUACGCCUGUACCGUCCCUGCGCUGCAGGCACGCGCGCGCUGGAUUCGCUGCUGGUUACGAUCACGUCCUGAGCGCGAGAUCGUCGUCGUUGCACACGGAGAUUGUCUCCGGUAUGUGACUGAUGGGUACAACUCGGGCGCGCUCUGGGCGAAUGCCGAGGUGCGCGAAUACACGUUUGAGAAAAACGAGGAUGAAGAUGUGCGCGACGAGGCAUGGCUCGCGCCGGUGAAGGAGAUUGCGAAGGAAGGUACCGAGGAGCGCACAUCGUCAGAGGUGAAAGAGAGCAAGCAACACGGCGAGACUUAGCUUAAGCUACAAUGUAAUGGCACACGUAGCCCAUGUGUAUGCAAAUUUGAAGACUCCAUAUAGAAAA
Molecule: messenger RNA, 796 nt
Organism: Phanerochaete carnosa HHB-10118-sp
Lineage: Eukaryota; Fungi; Basidiomycota; Agaricomycetes; Polyporales; Phanerochaetaceae
Exons: 4
Coding region: 19-729 (236 amino acids)
Cellular component (GO): cytoplasm
Molecular function (GO): phosphatase activity
Source: RefSeq, a predicted model, not a curated record